AUGGGGAGAGCACCUUGCUGUGACAAAGCAAACGUGAAGAAAGGUCCUUGGUCGCCAGAAGAAGAUGCAAAACUCAAAUCCUACAUCGAACAGCACGGAACCGGAGGGAACUGGAUCGCGUUGCCUCAGAAGAUUGGCCUUAAACGAUGUGGCAAGAGUUGCCGUCUCAGGUGGCUAAACUACCUCCGCCCUAACAUCAAGCACGGCGGUUUCUCUGAAGAAGAAGAUAACAUCAUUUGCAGCCUCUACGUUAGCAUUGGAAGCAGGUGGUCGGUGAUUGCAGCACAAUUGCCAGGAAGAACUGAUAAUGACAUAAAGAACUACUGGAACACGAGGCUGAAGAAGAAGCUUCUAGGGAAGCACCGUAAGGAACUGCAGGCACGUAACAAAGGAAACGGUGUCGUUAAGCAGGAGAACAAUUCAUCACUCUUGCUUCAGGAAAACAGUGUUCAACAACAGCCGUGUUGGCCACAGAUUCCAGCGCCGCCACUUUCAUCGUUGACAACCCAAACUCCAAGUUUCAACGACCAAGACUCUAUUAGAAAACUUCUACUCAAGCUUGGAGGGAGAUUCUCCGAUGAUUACCAACCCAUCCUUGAUGGGUUGAAUCUUCAGUUUCCAAAUGGUUCUCUCUCAUCAACACAACAAAUUCAAGAGGAGCAAGGCCAUGUUGGCUCUUUUGGGUGCAUAAACUCUUUUGGCAACAACCAAGUACAAUUUGGUCAGAGUAAUGAGUACUGUGGCGAGUUGGUGCAAGAACAAGUGAGUUUCACUUCCGCAGCUAUUGGGGAAAUGGUUUCUACUAAUGAUUAUUCUCAAAGGUUAUUAGGAGGGUCGGAGUUCUUCUACGAAGAAGAAAUGAUUACCGAUAAGAUAAUGGGUGCUUGUGCUUCUCCAAGUUGUGGGCAAAGUACUAAUUGGGGUGAGACCAGUUCUCUGAUGUAUCCUCCACUUGUUGCUUCGAAUUUCGAGGGUGUGAGACAAGAGAUGCCACGAGAAUGUGCUUUUCAAGAGUUGAGCUACCCAGGGACGCAAUAG
Molecule: messenger RNA, 1038 nt
Organism: Sphenostylis stenocarpa
Lineage: Eukaryota; Viridiplantae; Streptophyta; Magnoliopsida; Fabales; Fabaceae
Source: the annotation of a GenBank genome assembly